ACAUUUAGGCUGAGUAGCCCUGUCUUCCCCACUCUACCUAAUCUCCAUUCAUAUUCACGUCUCCCACCUCUGAUAUCGAGAAAACGGACUCGUCAAUUUGCCUAUACUUGCAAAUAAAUAACAAUUUUCCACUUGAAUGGUGCGGUCGUGUUUUCCAGAUUGCAGAAAUGACAGUGAUGAUUGACUCAAUAUGUUGAAAGCUGUUCCUAACCUCACUGUUAAUCCCUGAGCCCCAAAAGUCAGAAGUAAAGAUGACUGAGAAAGAUAAAAACAUAAAAGACACCGAUGAAGAAUCUCCAGAGCCUGACAAACUCCCUGAUGUCACAAUCGAGGAGGACAGACAAUUCCUCAUGGACUACAUCAAAGAACUCGAGCAGAGACUGGCCUCCAAGGAAGAAAUUCGGUUGGCCAAUCUUAAUCCAACGAGACCGCCAGAUUCGUUCUUCAGCAAACUCGACUCAAAUCUCAAGAAAAACACAACCCUCGUGAAGAAACUUAAGACUUUCAGUGCAACCCAGCUGGAUCAGCUCUUGAAAGACAUAAGUAAUUUGAAUCUGACAAAAUACAUAAGUGAAAUAGCCACUGCCUUAGUAGAUGCCAAACUCAAGAUGACCGACGUUCAGCCAGCGGUAAAAGCAUGCUCAUUCCUCCACCAGACGUACGCAGAAUUCUCUAGUCAGUUUUUCGAGAAUUGGCAGAGAGUACUGUCCAUCAAAGUCGGCGACAAAAUCGCCAAUCCCAGUAAACUUCGUGUGGAUCUCAGAUUCUAUGCUGAGUUGGUGAAUGCAGGCAUUUUCACCUACAAGCAGGGUCUCUCCCUUUUGGGGUCAGUGCUCACAGUGCUGAUAAACAUGGACAAGGAGGAACACAACAACGCCAGCAUAAUCUUGAGCUUUUGUCGCCACUGUGGCGAGGAUUACGCUGGUCUAGUACCAAGUCGUGUGCGUCAGCAGUCAGAGAAACUUAACAUAUCAAUUCCCAAGAGCAAACUUCUAUCAUCAGACAAGCAGCAGAAUGUUCGAACUUUGCUGCGAGACUACUACAACUCCCUCUGCAAGCACCUGUUGAAGGAACACAAGGACAUGCAGGCGUUUGAAAAGCAGAACAGAAAAAUUCUCCAGACAAGGGGUGAGUUGAGUGCAGAGAGGAAAGAGAAGUUCGAAGCCCUCCAGCUUUCCUAUGAACGCCUCAUGACGUGUGUUCAGAAUUUCUCUGAGACUCUGGACGAGAACAUUCCAGAAUUGCCAGUCGAUAGUGAGAUCAAAGCUGAGACAGAUGAGUCCUUGAAGAUGAUCAGCGAGGGAGAGGAGAACAGCACAAUGGAGGAUAUGUGGGGGGACGAGGAGACCAGGCGAUUUUAUGAAGUUCUACCUGAUCUCACUGUUUUCCUACCCGGCUCUUAUCUCAAAGAAGUAUCUAAAGCAGAAACUCCGAUUACGGAAGAAGCACUCGAUGAGGAAAUAACGUUUGAUGAACUCGAAGAAAUUGAGAAGGUGGAGGAGCCAGAGGCUGAGAUCGAGGAGCCCCAGGUGGCAAAUAUUAGUAAUAAAAUUCUCCUCGAUGCUUUCUUAACUCAUCUACCCAAUUGUGUAAAUCGAGAGAUGAUUGACAAUGCUGCUGUUGAUUUCCUCAUAAAUUUAAAUACCAAGCACAACAAAAAGAAACUGAUAAAAGCUCUUUUCGGUGUUUCGCGAAUUCGCUUGGAUCUUUUGCCAUUUUAUUCUCGAAUAGCUGCCAUUCUCUACCCAGUCAUGCCGGACGUGGGGAAUGAACUGUGUACAAUGCUCAAACAAGACUUCAAGUACCACGUGAGAAAAAAAGAUCAAAUUAAUAUUGAGUCCAAAGUUAAAGUCGUCAGGUACAUCGGAGAAUUGGUAAAGUUUAAACUUUACUCCAAGAUUGAAGCUCUCUACUGCCUCAAGGUUUUACUCCACGAUUUCACCCAUCAUCAUAUUGAGAUGACUUGUAAUUUAUUGGAGACGUGUGGUAGGUUUCUGUUCUGCUCGACGGAUUCCCACCAGAGGACGAAAGUCUACUUGGAACAGAUGAUGCGGAAAAAGGCUGUGACUGCUCUGGACUCUCGCUAUGUCACUAUAAUCGAGAAUGCUUAUUAUUUCGUGAAUCCACCAGAGUCUACCGGGGGUGUCACAAGAAAGGAGCGUCCCCCGAUGCACGAAUUCAUAAGGAAACUGUUAUAUCAAGAUCUAUCGAAGACGAAUACAGAUAAAGUUCUCAAGUGGAUGAGAAAGCUGGACUGGGAGAAUGAAAAUAUCUCGAUGUAUGCGAUAAAGUGUUUGACAGCUGCCUAUAACGUGAAAUACUUGAAUAUAAGAUGUGUGGGAAGUCUUCUAGCUGGACUGGUUGCUCACUAUGAGGCCAUAGGUCCGAAUGUAGUUGACGGUGUCCUCGAGGACAUACGUUUGUGCAUGGAAAUAAAUCUUCCGAAGUACAAUCAACGUCGCAUUGCUAUGGUGAAAUAUCUAGGAGAACUUUAUAACUACAGAAUGGUGGAGAGUGGCGACAUAUUCAGGACUCUCUUCCUCUUGAUAACCUUUGGGGUGAGUAUGGAUCACGGAGCACCGAGUGUUCUCGACCCUCCGGAUCAUCUGUUUCGAAUAAGACUCGUGUGUACGCUGCUGGAGACCUGCGGUCAGUAUUUUAGCGGUGGUUCCAGUAAAAAGAAGCUGGACUACUUCCUCAUCUUUUUUCAGAAUUACUACUGGUUCAAAUACACUGAUUCUAUUUGGACAGUGGAUAAUCCUUUUCCAAUUGGAAUUGAUUAUAUGUAUAGGGACACACUGGUCAUGCUAAGGCCUAAAAUCCAACUCUUCCAGAGUUAUAAAGAGACUCAAACUGCUAUUGAAGAGUUGAAAAACACUCUUUAUCCAAUGUUGGAUGUUAACCGAGGGGAUGGCGAACGAGGAGAGUCUGAUUGUGAUAUGGGUACUAUUUUGGAAGCUGAUGAAGAACAAACUCCGGUUAUUGGUGAUCUUCAUUUCGAUGAGUCUGAGGAUAUUUCAGAGGCACACUCUGACGAAGACUGGAUUAUGGAUCCUGAAAGGGAUGAGAAUCACGAGACUGGUGAUAAUACACAAGGGGAUCAGAGCUUGUCCCAGGGGAUCAACGAAGGAGGAGUGAUUCUGGAUGCGUCUGAAUUGGAUGCUGCACUACCAGCCGGGCCCAAACGAGUCAGUUGUCCCGAGGACGACGAUUUUCUUUCGGCUCUCGACAAAAUUGUCUCUGAUAAUAUUCAGGAUAGAAUGCGGGACAAUGUCAAGGCUCAACAAGUUGAUAUUUCAGUUCCCAUUCAUGUGAAGAGUACCAAGAAAACUUAUGAACAACUCCAGGAGGGGCCAUCAGACAACUCCACGGUGGAUUUUGUUCUCAUGCUGAGGAAAGGGAACAAACAACAGUACAAAAAUCUGGCAGUUCCAGUCUCUUCGGAACUUGCUAUGAAUCUGCGAAAUAGGGAACAGGAGCAGAAGGAGGAGAAGGAACGGGUUAAGAGGCUGACGCUGAAUAUCACUGAGAGACAGGAGGAGGAGGACUACCAGGAGACGAUUAAUCAGGGAACAAGACCAGUUACGGUUAAUCUCAACCGCGAGAGACGACAGAAAUAUAAUCAUCCCAAAGGAGCACCUGAUGCUGAUCUCAUAUUUGGACCCAAGAAAAUUCGAUGAGGAAUCGGCGAAUUUUUUUAUUCCACCCCCCUAUAUGACAGGUGGAUAUAGUCCGUAGCAGAAUCUAACGGUUUUUCUGAAUAAUUCCGGUGGAUUUCUAUUGGAAUUAUUUGAAAAUUCUAUUGCAUACUUUGCCCUAAAACAUUACGUUAUCUUAUUAAAUUUUGAGCAUAAAUUUCAUGCGUUUUUUCUCUCACUAUUCGAUUUACUUUUCACAGUUAGAAAAAAUAAGUCUAUAAAACAUUUUUGUACUUCAUAGUUGUAAAAAUGUACAUGGAGCGAUAGUGUUUGAAUAAUUUCAGAAUAAGUUGUAUAGAAAGAUAAAAAUACUUUAAAUUUCUCUGUAAAAUUUCUUCCUAUACGUAGACAUAGGCUUUUCUUCAUUGUUCGCAAGCUUCCAUAGAUUCAUAUCCCUUAAUUACUCUGCGCAGAAGUUUUUCAUUAACUACACUCAUUAUAUUUCUCACUAAUUUGAUAACAAUCUCAUCAAAGCUCUCAACAAAAUUAUAAAAAAUUAUUCCUGUACGUACUUAUUAUCUGAAAGGUUUUUUUUCCGGGAAUUCAAUUUUCUGAAAUUAAAUAGGAUUACACAUCUCCAUAGCUCUCCUUCAGUCACUGAAAGUAAUUAGUAAUAUAUCUGUGAUUACUGCUUGUAGAAUGAAUCCACUAGAAAUAACUAUAUUCAAUUAUUUUCGCCUUUAAAUAUAUUUUACAAACAAAUACAGAGAAUUAAAUCAGUUGAAAUAUAUGGGAAUCAGGUACAAACAAUUCCAUUGUUUUAUGAUUAAUGUUUAUUUCUAUGAAAUCAUUGUAUUGCCAUGUACAAAAUGAAUAUAAAUAAAGUUUUAGUGCUUCGAGAAUGGCGGGUGUAUAUUAGUACACACCAUCGACGUUAGCUAAUAACGAUACAUUGUGAUUGUUUUUUUCUUCUUAACCAGCAAUGUAGAAAAUAAUACAAUAACAAUAGAAC
Messenger RNA from Diachasmimorpha longicaudata, 4650 nucleotides. It is a transcript of the gene Upf2, whose product is annotated as regulator of nonsense transcripts 2. Gene Ontology annotation, cellular component: exon-exon junction complex; cytoplasm. The transcript has 3 exons. The record is from RefSeq and is a predicted model, not a curated record. Gene Ontology annotation, molecular function: protein binding; RNA binding. The coding region runs from base 252 to 3680 and encodes 1142 amino acids. Gene Ontology annotation, biological process: nuclear-transcribed mRNA catabolic process, nonsense-mediated decay. Lineage: Eukaryota; Metazoa; Arthropoda; Insecta; Hymenoptera; Braconidae.